Molecule: messenger RNA, 2629 nt
Organism: Rotaria sordida
Lineage: Eukaryota; Metazoa; Rotifera; Eurotatoria; Philodinida; Philodinidae
Source: the annotation of a GenBank genome assembly
AUGAUGGACAGCAUCGAAAAAAUAACAACGCUAUUUCCAAAGUUAAAACAACAAUUAUUGUUUUUAGAGAAACGUGAAAAAUUAUUUAGAGCCAAUGGUAAUAAUUCAAUUUCAAGUAUUGAUUCAUCAUCAGGUACUCCAACAAAUUUUAAUCCAUCUUCAUCUCUUGUUGAAUUACCAAUUAAUUCUUCCACGAAUGAUGAUACAAACGAUCAUGUAUUAAACGAAGCACCAGCCAAACAAGAAAUGAACUUACUUUUUCCCGACGUAUAUAUAAUUCCAACAUUACUAAAUUCCUUGCUUCAAGAUAUAGAAACAGGUGCGUUACAUAAAUUUGGUCCACAUCAUACAAAUCGUCAAAUAUUAAUUGAUAUAAUAACCCACGACUUGAUCGAAAAAUACCACCUUUUCUAUCCAACUCAUAAACAAUUCGACAAUAUUGGUUCAGCAAUUGUUCGUAGAUUAAAAUUGCCAUUGACGAAAGAUAAUAUAGUAAGUUCAUCUGCAUUGCUCGACACUAAUAGAUAUAUCUCUGAAUUGUUUACGAGCGUAAAUCAAUCAGGUUUCUAAAUUUUGCAUUUAUUUUGUUGUUUUUUCAAUCUAUCUCUUGAAAGGCCUAUCAUUAGUAUUCGACCGAAGCAAUGUAUAACGAAGGUUGUUUUAUAUAGAAAUAAGAUAUGAAAAUAAAAUGGUAUGAAAAGAAAUCAAGAUUAUCCACAAAGCGUUCUUAACAAAAACCAGAAUAUGCACUAGUAGGCUUUCUAAAAACGGCUUUUCAAUUUCUAUAUCCAUCGAGAAAAUCACUGUUUUUAAUAAGUUUUAAAAAAAUAAUCGAUUUUAGACGUUCAUGAUCUAAUAAGUGUAAUGUGUUCCUCAUCGAAAACAUAGAUUUUUCAAAUUCAAUAUUUUGAAUUUCGAUUGUUUUUCUAUUUGACGAUAUUCAAAUCUCUUCCAUACAUCAAAACUUUCUUUGCUCUUAUUGUUUAUUUUUUGCUAGUGCUACGAAAAUUUUGAAGUAUUACUGAUAAAAUGCAGAACAAUCCGAAUCGUAAAACAGUUAUUAACGUGUUGAAAGCAUGCUGUUCUAUUGUAUUUUCAUAGAAAUAUUUUAACCUUCAUGAGCAUGUUCAAAAUGAAGUUUUAAAGACCGAUAUUUUCCAGCUUGAGAAUGAACAAAUAUCAAAAUUUAAAAUGAGAAGAAUUGGAACUCUACAAUAGAAUUUCAAUACAUAGGAUAUCCUAGGUCUGGAUUCGAGUAUUUCCUCUCGCGAUUCGCGAGACGCCCAAUUCUAACUGAGUUCACGCUGGUUCCAAGUAGAACUCGAUGAGCUCUAUUCAACGCACUAGUUUUUUUCCGAAAAAUAACAAAUCUUACUAGUCAAAACUCGUUUUUUCCGCAAAAAAAAACAAGAAAAAACAAUACAACGACACCAAAACCACUCGCGAUUCGCUCAGAGACCGAUUCCAACAAAACCAACGCUGGUUUCAAGUAGAUCUCGAUGCGCUCUAUCGAAUGGAUACCUUUUGAGCUCAAAUCGAUGCAUCCAUCGCUGAAAAAUCAGCCAAUAGGCCCCAGAACAGGGCUUUUCUCCUGGAAAACCUAUCACGAUUCGCCCAGUGACCGAUUCCAACAAAACUAGCGCUGGUUUCAAGUAGAUCUCGAUGAGCUUUAUCGAAUGGGCGCCUUUCGAGCUCAAAUAGAUGCACAUAUCGCUUAGAAAUCUGCCAACAAGACGUAGAAUGAGAGUUUUUUUCCUGAAAACUUAUUACGAUUCAUCCAUGGACCGAUUUCAACAAAACCUACACUGAUUCCUAGUAGGAAUCAGCGAACUCUUUCAAUUGCAUACGGUGUUCGCUCGAUAUUGGUAAAGGCCUAAUGAGAAAAUUGGUGACUUACGCGUGAUUCAGAAAUUUUUUUUAUCGGAUUGUCAUGAUUCGAAGAGAGAGCGCGCUAGUGUUCAAUGUAAUAGUACUAUCGUAAUGCAGUGCCAGUCAAAUAUAUGUGGAGGAAAGAAAAAAGUUUCAGUGGAGCAUAUGUUUCCAUAUAUUAGAAUGGGAGGACGAAAGCAGUGUUUCGAACAUUAAGUACCUCGAGCAAAAGCAAAGUAUCCGAGGUACUUACGAUUUUGAAAAAGUACUGUGUUUUGCACUUUGUUGGAAAACACACAGUACCUUGAUGGUGCUUUGUAAAAUCAGAAAGCACUUUGCUUAUUUCUUGAUGGAAUCGUGAUAGGUUUUCCAGUAGAAAAGCUCUGUUCUGGGGCCUAUUGGCUGAUUUCUCAUCGAUAGGUGCAUCGAUUUAAGCUCAAAAGGUAUCCAUUCGAUAGAGCUCAUCGAGAUCUACUUGAAACCAUCGUUAAUUUUGUUGGAAUCAGUCACUGGUCGAAUCGUAAUAGGUUUUCCAGGAGAAAAGCCCUGUUCUGGGGCCUAUUGGCUGAUUUCUCAGCGAUGGAUGCACCGAUUUGAGCUCAGAAGGUGUCCAUUCGAUAGAGCUCAUCGAGAUCUACUUGGAAUCAUUGUUGGUUUUGUUGGAAUCGGUCUCUGAGCGGAUCGCGAGUGGGUGGGUAUUACUAAUUUAUGCUAACACCACAAACACCCAACUUUGUAAAAACGCAUAUGGGUCAUCUUC